Messenger RNA from Linum trigynum, 5584 nucleotides. The record is from the annotation of a GenBank genome assembly. Lineage: Eukaryota; Viridiplantae; Streptophyta; Magnoliopsida; Malpighiales; Linaceae.
UACUCCCUCCUUGUCGUUGCUUUCGCCGUGUUGGGGUUCCAUUUUUUCGUUGUUUUGGUGCUACUGUGGUUGGAUCCGAACAAGGAGUGGAAAUCAAGGUCUGGGACUCCGUCAACAUGUGGCCUAGACUGACCCUGGUCGACAGUGGAGUAGGUAGGUUGAAGUCUCAUCCCUAAAAUUUGAAAUGUAGGUAAAAUUACAUGUAAAACUCAUAACAAAUUGAGGAAAUAGAGUAGUCAAAAGGCCUUAGCCCCCCCCCCCCCCCCCCAAAAUUCAGACGAGAAAGACAACUUGACUAGAGGCUCGUAACCAUAACCCAACCAUCUCGAUUUCUUGGUUAUAGAUUAUAACCGUAACCCAACCCAGCGAUCUAUGUAGAAGAAGACAGGAGUUUUAACAUCCCGGUAUUUUAGAUUUGGGUUCGACCAAAAUAAAUGAGCGGUUGGUUUGAUGGUUACGUACUAAAAGUUGCAACCGCGGAUCAUAAAUAAUAAUAAUUAUUAUUAUUAUUAUUAUUAUUAUUAUUAAUUUACCUAUAUAAUUAAUAAUAAAAACCCAUCACACCAAAACCCUUUCCCCAAAAUUUCAAGCGCGCUGCGCGAGCGAGGCGAGGCAGGAAGAGGAGAAGGAGGAAAAUAAAAGAAGGGGAAGAAAGUGAGCGCCGGUCUCCACCCUGUUACCGACCCUGAUACCAUCCCUUUUGUGUUUUAGCGUUUGCGGCGAGAUUUGAGGGUUUGAUCAUCGAUCAACGAGUAAAUCAAUGUCCCGAGUCAUCCAAACUAGUCCUAGGCACGUUCUAGAGGUUUUCCAAGAUAAUCCGGCUAAGGAGGGAUUUCUUCGAGGAAGGAAUAUAUGAGUCAUCUUUUCGAGGUGAGUGCAAAGGGGGUAAUAUAUCAGUCGUAGGUCUAUUAAUUUACGCCUUUUGUUUCAAACUAAUAUUUAGUUAAUUUUGAGUAAUGCGCGAUAUGUGUGUGAGGCAUCUCACCGCCUAGUUAAGGGUGGAGGCACGCGUUGUGCUAUGUAUGAAUGUAUGGAUGUAUGAUUGUAAUAGUUCAUUAAUGGUAAGAUGAACCCCCGGGGGGUUGGUCACUACUGGAUGGCGAGACGUAACGCAGACUUUGACCGGGCAUGGACUGGACAGCGAGACGUACGCAGUGCCAUUGCUGAGUUUGGGUAUGCAACCGGAUGACGAGACGUAACGCGGUUGGCAUACUAUGGUAGGGAUACCAGACGACAAGACGUAACACGGUGGUCCCUAGUGUUGGUGUCUAUGGAUUAAGGAUAUACGUAAGGAAAUUCUAACGAUAAGAUAGGAGUAGAGAUCUCUUAUAGACUGUUUGAGAACAAAGUAUAAAGGAUGAAAGCGAGAAUGGCUUUUGUCUAAGUCGAGAACCCUAAUAAUGUGUUUAGUAGGGGUUUGCUUAGGGCAAAGACCUUAGGAAGUAACGACAAGACUGACCCCUUCUCACUCACCAGGUGCAGAGAGGGGAAGAGGACGCAUCCAUCAAGAGGAGGUUACCCGAGGAGAGCACCCGCAGCAAACCUGAAGAUGUCAACUGGAUCUGGGUAACAAGAUGGGACCCCCCCAUUAUAUCUGUCUUUCGUUUCAUGUCUUAAUGAGUAUACUGGGAAACUCAAGGAUGGUGUUUUAUGUUUCUUAACAUUGUCGUUGUUGAUUUUCGGUUUUUCACUUGUAAACCUGUUUUUGGUUGGUCGAGUGUAACCGGUUUUUGGUUUGAGUUAUGGUUUGGUUUUCAAAAAGGAUCGGUCGUUACAGGAGUAGUUUGCUUCCUCAGAGAGAGAGAGAGUUCAAUGAAAACCAGGCAAAUUUUUUUGCAUAUUUUCAUCUUCUUCCUUAUCCUCACGUUUCCUCUUUGAGCCAUUACCCAAAACGGGUCUAGCCUCCCUUAAGCAAAUCUAUGAUGACUUUUUUUUUUGCAAGCUUCUCGGCUCUGUUUGAAAUGGGGGUUUGAUAACAAGUUUGCUUCCUCACCAGUCACCACUACCAAGUUUGCAAUCAAGUUUGUUUCCUCACUACUCCCAAACUAAAAAGUGGGCGAUUCCAACAGCUAUCUCUCAGGUCACAUCAAUGAAAAAGUUCACCCUAACAUCAACAUCUCGGUGAACGACCGUCCCCCCAGGUGGAAAUUGUUGCUCCAACAUCUACCGUAGUUUUGGGUGGUGCCACUUCACGGCAGCGACACAUGUUGCUGCCAUUGUCAACUUGACCUACUAAGGAAAUAACAAUAAUAUCAAGGAUGAGACAUAUAUAUCCGCACCAUUACGCCCUCCUUGUCCAUGUUUCCAUCGUGUUGGGGUUCCAUUUUUUCAUGUUGUCUGUGCUACUAAUUCGAACAGGGAGUGGAAAUUCAAUGUCUGGAACUCUGUCAACAAGUGGCAUGGAUUGACUCUGGUCUUCUGGUCGAGAUCCACAUGUGUGCUUACGGCUUUUCCGUGAGCCAAUUCCUGGGUCACCUGUCCAUACUCUAUGCUGCUCUCCUAUGGCUACUAUGUGGCGAUUGCUCAAACUUGCCCCUUUCCUAUCAUGUUCGGCACCUCUUCCAUGUGGUUCUCAUAAGCCAUCUAUCUAUUCAUAGUUAUUUUCCAAAAAAAUUUCUUUUGUGUUCAUUCUAAUACAAUGUGAGUUAUGUUUUCAUUAGCAUCACCGACGCCAUGGUAUAGGCGCUGGGCCGGGGGCUCUGGUGACCGGGUUAGACAAAAACUUAGUCUCGGUUUUUUGUUAUUGUCCCCAUGAUUCUCUAUACCAUUGAUAGACCGUCAUUUACACAUGUUUUUACCCCCAUUCUUACACCGUUUGAGGUGUUGAUUCUCGUGUUUUAGGCCGAUUUCACGCUAGGUUGUGCUUGUUUGUGAUGUUUCAGGUCCUAGUACGUGAAUGAAGGCUUAGGAGCGAGUCUGGGGUCGAUUGGACGAAGAACGGACGAAUGGCGAGGUUUUUGGGAGCUGCACGGGCAGACCAGGGAGGAUGCACGGCCGUGCACGUGAGCAAUAUGGCCGUGCGCCUUAUGCCGAGGACACGCACGGGCAACCCCUGAAGCUCGCACGGUCGUGCACCCUGGCCGUGCGAGAGGGCUGAAGUUCGACUAAAUGACACGCUGCGUUUUGAGUUGCACGGCCAGAAUGGUGAUAUGCACGGCCGUGCACCCUGGCCGUGCGAGUCGGGAUUUCCUGGUUUUAAGCCAAAUUCCGAACCAAAGAAGAGGAGAGCUGGGUUUUUGGAUCCCAAACACCCAAGGGACGAACCCUAGAGAGAGAGAGCGACUUGGGAACAUUCUUGGAGCUAUUUUGGAGGAUUUCUUCGCCAUUGGAGCUCGGGAAUCAAGCUUGGAGAUGGAGAUUGAAGAUCUAGAUCAGAUUUCUGCAGUCUCUCUCUUCUCUAUGGAGUAACUUCCCUUCACUUAGGUUUUGAGGAACCUUAGUUCCAUGAGUUAGGAUCUUUCUUGUAUGAAGUUUUGGAUGCUAUAUUGUUUGAUUAUAAUCGAAUGAUGCAUGUUUAUUGAGUCAAUUGAAGUCUGAUCAACUUUUCCUGAUUCCUGCUGCAAUCUGAGAUGGAUAGAAUCUGAUUAGGUUGCUAGAGUCUCAUCAUUCGAUAGUAGGAGAUUGGCUAUACGAGAGUUAGCCAGUUUACUGCUUUGUACUGGAAUCCAAUUCCAGUAGUGGAGUUCUGUGCUUAUUGCUUCAGCUUUCUAUCCCGGUGAAGACUAGUCGUCUGCCGGAUAGUUAGACUGAGAGGGCUUGGUCAGCUUAAGAGAUUCCAAGCUACUGUCGGAUCUUCCGCAGUUUAAUCAACAGUAAAUCAACCAAAAGGAAUUACAACUUGGACCUAAUUGAGGAGCUAGGGGGAAUCAUACCUAAGUGAGUUCCCAAACUGUAAUUAGUAGUUUUACUUAGUUUAGUUAGUAGAGUAGUUUAGUUAAUCAAUCCUUAAUCUAGCUUGCUAGAUAAUGAACUGAAGCUGAGUAAUAGUAACUCUAGAGACCCGUGGAUUCGAUAUUUAUUACUUGUGCCACUAUACUGCAGUCCCUUUCAUUGGUUACACUUGGCCAUAGUUAGGUGUUGUGUUUUAGCGUGUCAACCAUACUUGUUGCAAAGCUCAAGGGCGAACAAGAUUUGAUAGACAUGACCACGAAGCAGCCUAAGGAUGCACUGAAAGCACAACUAGAGUCUGAUGCGGCGCAGGCGUUGCAGACUAGGGAUGCAGCUAGGGAUGAGCUUGAGGUCGAAAAGCCAAGGGUGGCUGACCUGGAGAAGGUUCUAAAGAAAGAGCAAGAAAAGAAGGGUGAAAUGGUCGCGGAUGCUGAGAAGAAGGUGGCGAUGGCGAAGAAGAAGGCGGUGGAGGCUGUUGAGAAGCUUGAGAAGUUGAAGACCAGGAUGGCUGAGCUGAAGGCCGAAGAAGCGAGAAAACAAGCGGAGGUCGGAGGCAGCGACGAUGGUGGAAAAAAUGUUUGAUCAUUGUUCAGGUAAACGAUAGGAAGGGCAAUCGUUUAAGUUAUUUGCUAGGUGUAGAUUUCUUUUCUUAAUCUUUGUGGACUUUUUUCUAGGCUCUAGCUAAGAAUUUUUUGCUCAAAAGGGUUAGGCUUUUUGUUAUGAGUUGAGCACUUAGAGGCCCAAAAACAAAGAUUUGAGUUGGAAUUAACAAAACUAUUUUUUCAGUGGUUUAUUGUAUAGAUGUUUGCUUUUUAUAUGUUUUACUAUGAUGUUUUUGGAGCAACUGUCUCUGCUUGAUUGGUUUGAACUUUGAAGAAACUCAAGUAGCUUAUCAGACUGCGUACUUUGUUGUUACCUUUUUAGUUAUGUAAGACCACCCACAAUGGGGUAGGAUAAGUAGGGAAAUUUCCCCACAAUGGGAUAGGUAAAGUGUGGGAAAAAGGGAAUGAGGGGAGGGGGGUGGGGGAGAUCCUCUCGUACGCAACAAAAGGAGGAGUAAGGGGAGGGGGGAACGGGACUUUAACCAAAAAUGACAAUCUUAAGUCCUCUCCCAAAAAUUGGCACAUUCUGCAACUCCACCGAUUUCUCCUCCCUUGUCGAACCCGCCGCCUGCUUCCCUAGCAGCCCCCGCGUCUAGCACCACCGCCUCAAAAGACAAUCCCCUUUCUCAACCUCAUUUUUCCUUCAUCUUUUUGGGAAGUUACUUCCUCGAUCACAGGCGUGCGACUUUGUCGUUAUUGGCCUCAACGUCAUGUUGUGUCUCCGAUUGGGGCUUACUUCGCUCUUGAGACCACCCACUAUGGGAGGUGGGAAGAAGAAAAAGAAGGGUCUUUUUCAAAUGGGGGCUCGCAAUUGUGGUUGAAAAGGGGGGAAAGAAGGAUUUUUUGGGUGGGUUUGGGAGGGUUUUCCCUCAGAACAGGACAAAAGGAGGGGGAGUGGACUGGCAGGGCCCGCGUGCCAGAUUUGCUUUUUACAUUUAGCUUUUCUAUUUCGUUUUAGUUUGGAUUUUCUUAAACCGUUGAUCGUUUUCAAUGUGAUCUAACGAUCAUAAUUGAAUUCCAAAGGACAUAUUUUACAAUGUCUAUAUUUUUCAACAGCCAUAAACUGCCAUAUUUAAUUAAUGACGAAAAAAUUA